Neoarius graeffei (lesser salmon catfish) is the source of this 5201-nucleotide messenger RNA. RefSeq lists its product as uncharacterized. The record is from RefSeq and is a predicted model, not a curated record. The transcript is spliced from 5 exons. The coding region runs from base 455 to 1156 and encodes 233 amino acids. NCBI's taxonomy places the organism in Eukaryota, Metazoa, Chordata, Actinopteri, Siluriformes, Ariidae.
CGGAGGAGGGGAGAAGUGAUUUUCUGUCGAAAGAAGGGAAAGGGGAGGAGAAGAGAGAGCUGGAGUGGAGUGAGGUGUUAGUGGCCGGAGUGUCCAGGACUUACACACACAUUGGGAUUGCUGUAAUAAGGAUUAGGACAGGACAGCUGAAGGGAAUGAAGAAGGGGACAGAGAGGAGGAGGAGAGAAGGGUGAACAGAGUGAAAGUAAAACGAAAGAGUGGAAAAUACCAGAAGGGUAGCACACAAGCUUCAGAGAGAGAGAGAGAGAGAGAGAGAGAGAGAGAGAGGUUGCUUGUGAACAGAAGUUCGCAGUUACUCACACACACACACAUGGACGGCGACUCUGCAUUUAUCGACAGUCAAUAAAUUUUUACUCACUCGCCAUAAAGUGGGACGUCAUAAAAAAAAAACAAAGCAUGAUGGGUAACUCAGACGCAACGGGCUGGUAGAAGCAUGUUACCUACAGUUUUAUUGCUUCUAUUAGUGUUGAGUGUUCGAGGACGCGCUUGCAAUGAAUUGGAGAAAGAAACAGUCAGGAAUCUGCAGAGCUCCAUCGAGCAUGAAGAGCAGAAAGGAUUUCGAGAAGUGUUUCCGAAAAACUACUACGUACAGCAUCAUUUCAAUGAGAGCACACAGUGUGACGACUCGUGCUGUGUGCUCAGUGCAGUCGUCUUCCUGUGGGACUCCUGGAAGCAACUCCUGCAGCAUGUUGAACAGAUUCACAUGAAACAUUCCUUAAUUGCUGAAAUUAUCGUACGACUUCAUACCAUUUGGAAAAAGAGUUUCCAGGAAACACCAAAUCCCUCAGUCUUCCCAUCUUUUCAGUCCUCCCCUAGAACUCUGCUCACCUCCACGUCUGAUGUCCUCUCUAAAUGGCUGGACUUGAACUGCCCUGUUGACAGGUUCUGCGUAUUCCCCUCUCCAGCUCCUCUGUUCACUGACAAAAAAGGGGAGGAAAAGCAAGAACAUAGUGUGACUGAUAGAGCACCAGUUAAGGAGUUUGAAUAUGGGAAAGAAGGAGAAAGAGAAAAAAGAUGGCUUACCGUCACCCCAAAGAAUGGGGACAUGGGGUUGUCGGCUUUCCCAACCUUUUCCCUUUGUAUUCUUUGUUGUCUGUGGAUGCUGCUGGAUUUGACACUGAAAGAGCUUGGAUGAUGAAGGAGUUUCAUCCUGAAUGCAACACUGAGAGAUCCUGGCUAAUAAGCCAUGACGCUUAGCUACUGCAGUAAGCCUGAUAGAUCAUAUUCAAUCAGGUCAACGUUUGUUUGUAAUGAAGAUGUAUAGACCCCUUCGCAUGUUUGUAAACAAACCGACCGUUGCCAGGAUGUGCGCACAGCCUGGACUCAGAAACAAUGGCGCUGCCCAUAGACCGGCAUUAUGAGCUGUCAGAUUAUGCCAAACAAUUGUCGUUACAAGAUCGAGAAUGCUACAUAAAUAAGUUAACUCUAACAAGUGGACAUCGCCUACCGGAUCCGCAUUUAAUUAAAGAGUGGACGGACGAUGUUAGUAAGUUCCCUGGUAUACAAUGGCCAGAUAUAUACUCGUACCUUACUGACAAGACUUCAGCGUACACCCACAAAAAACUUCAUGCCUACAAGUCUUUAGACGCAUAUGAUUAUGUUAUGUGCGGGCAUGUACAACUUGAUUAACAAUGGGACAUUCAUAUUUUGUUUUAAUCAAAUUCUGCCAGUGAUGUGAUGGCAAUGUGGCUUUAGCUACAACAGCAAAUACCAACACUAAACAGCAAUUUGCAGGAGGUAAUGGCAUGAAAGGAAUGAUAGUGUAAAGAGUGCAGCUAAGAGAAAUCAGAGCUGCGUAAAAAGCGAGAGGCAGAGAGCAGAAAUGAAACUGAACGGGGCGGGAGCUAGGUUAGAGCAGUCAACGUAAGUUGGCAUUUAGAGUGAGGGCACACAAUUUUACCUUUCCAUCCUUGCUUUAAAAUUGUGAUUUUCGGCAUACACAAAUAAUGAUGGCACAAAAUCUGGACUGCUUGAGUCAAGCGAGACCUCUCCUACAAACAAAAUUGCAUGCAAAGCUAAGUUAACAUGCUAACAAUAUUCAUUACAUUGCAUACAUGUCAACCUAUACGGAAUGUCCGUAUUUUAUACGGAUUUGAUUCAAUAAACGUAGUAUACGGGCGUAUAAAUAAAGUUAUACGGAUUCUUUAAAAAAAAACUUCAAUAUUUAUUUAGAGCUAUAAUCAAUUCCCACGAUGAUAAAAGAGCGCAUAACAUUUACAAACGUACUGUACACCACAGACAGCCAGUAAAGAGUCUUAUGAAAUCGCGCGUUAUCUUGUGGUAGCAAGACUUCAUUCCACUUUUGAUCAUGCGCACACCGCAUUGCGAGAAUCCUGCCAACCGUGAAGUCAUAGACGCCGGCUUCUGCGUAGAAUCAUACGUCAUCCUCGCCCGAGAAUAAAGAUGCCUCAUUCAUGUGCGGCGUUUAACUGUACCAACAGGUUUACCAUCCAAACAAGAUCACAUGGGAUUACCUUUCACAGGUGAGACUGGAAAAAUACUUUUCAUUGUAUUUGGUCAUUAUAACGUAAUUUUACGAACAGAUUUUCCUGACUUUGUGGCUAAUAUGAAGUCUUGCGCAUAAUAGCUGCUCGGUGAAACCUGUCUCCAAACAACGAAGUAUUUCCUUCGUAACUACGCUGAUAACACUGUGUUUUUGUCAAACAUUGGAGCUUUGUAUUCAUUCUGAAGGUUUAUUGUUAUUAAUAUUGAAUAAAAAGUAACUGGGAUAUAUCAGUGUUAAUUAUCAUUCAAAUUUUAGGUAAAUUAUUUUAAUUUGCAUCUUAUACGGAUUUUAUAAGGGAAAUAUGGAUUUUGGAGGUUGGUUAUACAGGUUUGAUUGACCAAAGGUUGACAUGUAUGACAUUGUGUAACUAUGACCCAGCUAAUCAGACAAACGUUACCAAAGUAUUUUGCUACAUCAAUAAACGAAGACUAGAAAGAAUAAAAAGAAAGAUUUAAUAAAUAGCCUGAUCUUACCUGUGAUGAAGUGGGCGCUGCAAACCCGCGCAUUUUUGAUAGCGCUUUCAUCCCAGUCUACACGUUUGAUGGCUUGUAGCCAUAGACGUCGGCGAUUUUUUUGGAAUGGGUGAGAUCCUGCUGGAAUUCUGUACAUUUUAACCCCAUCACUGCAACGAUUCUGACACCCGACAACACAACAACUAGGCAUUUCUUCCAAAUAUUUCUUCUCGUCUCUACCGUCGCUGAGUCUUUUUUGGGUCCAGGCUGCGCGCGCAAUUUCCUCUUACGUAUGAAUGACGUUUACUGCGAAGGGGUCUAUUUGCUGCUGGUUUGGUGCUGAGGAUAGAACAGUGGUCAUUUAAUAGCUAUGGCAUCCCUUAUUGAACUUGUGCCUUGGAUAUACAGGGGGCUGCAAAAGUAGGGAUACAGUAAUGAAAAACAAAACGUUCGCAUGAAACAUUAGUAUUAAAUGAAACCUAGCACCACUAUUAUAAUACUGGUAAUACUGGAAUAAUCCUUCCUGUAUACCUACUUUUGCAGCCCCUAUAUAUAUAUAAACCUUAGAGCCAGUUGAUUAUACAAUAUAAAGUGAGGUUUCAGCUUGCAAAAUGUUGAUUGGUAGAAAAGAAGUCCUCUCGGUCACAGUCUUCAGUAACCGUUUUGUCCUGGUCAGGGUUCUGUAAACAGCGGGUUCAAGGUGGGAAUACACACUGGAUGAAGUGCCAGCUCAAGUAUUCACAUGAUAUUGCAGUUUGUGAUACAAAACUGUCAUUCUGAUUGAAAAUAAUGUCUAGGAGUUUAUACAUUAAUAAUAAUAAUAAUAAUAAUGUCCAAAACCCAUAGACUUAUUCUAACUUGAAGCACUUUACUAAUCAGAGUUUAUGAUUAUAAUAAAACAUGCAGUUUUAUAGAAUUGUUAUAAGGUUUAUGGUUGGCUUGGAUCCAGCUGAACCUUUUAAACACUCCUAGUGGAUUUGUCUCCAGUAGGAAAAAUAUUAGAAUUUUUUUUAAAUCAUUUGAUUUUUAACGUUCUUAAAAUGGCUUCAUCAGUUAAAAAAUCAUUUUGCACUCAAUAUGUUCUCAGAAUUAUUUAGCACAACCUCAAUCAUAUUUACGACUGAUACGAAUUUGUCCGAUUUUCAAAGCAAGCUGUAGCUCAAUCCAAAACUCUUGCCUUGAUUGUUCAUAGCUUUUUUUUUUAAUUAUUAUACUUUGUACAAAUGAUCAUGCAAAUGCUAAAAUGGUGACUCGACAUCAUUUCGUAUGGUUUUCUUUGUCGUAAGGGCUCCAUGAUGGAUAAAGGAUGGAAUAAUUUGAACAGGAUCGUGUGUAAAUAUAGUGUGUGCCCUCAUUCUGAGCACAUUUUUCAAGGAAAGGAAACCAGUGUUUUUCUUACUCCAAGACGCAGCCACGUGUCUUACAUUCUGGUAAACCAGACAAAUCCUUAGGCCUGAGGGAAUGGAAAAGGCAAAAUGAAGUUCUUCUUGUACAUGACUUAUUUUGGAGACUGCAGCUAUGUAAAACCAGUCCUCUGCCUUUCUUUUUUUUUAAUGAGUAACUGCCCUAGAAGCUUUGAGAAUUCAGUAAGCAUCAGCUAAUGAAUGUUAUGGAAAGACUGUUCAGUAUAAUGCUCUAGAUGCAUGGCUGUUAUAGCUGUUAGACAUAGUGUUCUGCACUUUCACUGUACUAAUAAUUUCCAUCCUGGUUGGUUGUUUUUACUGUCCUGCUGAAGGACAUUCCUCUAGUGUUAUGCAGGAUGUGAGCUUCUGACUAAAUAUUUGACGAAACACUGACUGUAAAACUUAAAUUUCCAUGAUUGCACAAUACAAGGGAAAAAAAAAAACUCUUCAAAAAUGGCAAUAGAAAUACAGUACUCAGUAUUAACAACAGGCAUUUUAAAGCAUUGCAUUGAAAAUAGCCCAGUUGCAAUAAGCUUGGAGCACACAUGUUAGCUAUGUACACUCAUACUCAAAUAUCAGCAGUAUUUCAGGAACAGUUCUGCAUUGUUAUAAUGUUUACAUGAUUUAAACUGAUGGCUUGGAUGCUACCGAUAAAAAGCUCAUACUGUAUUUCUCUGACACUAUAUAUCAUGCAAAUGAAUCGAUUUAUAUGUGUGGUUUGAUGAUGUUUCAACAGAAACAUGUAUAUGUAAUGUACAGAACCUGUGUGUGUAUAUCUAAUAUACGGAUUUAAAAAAAUAUCAAACAUUGCAUCUGUUA